Molecule: messenger RNA, 1353 nt
Organism: Lathyrus sativus (Indian pea)
Lineage: Eukaryota; Viridiplantae; Streptophyta; Magnoliopsida; Fabales; Fabaceae
Source: the annotation of a GenBank genome assembly
AUGCGAGAGAUCUUGCACGUUCAAGGAGGCCAAUGCGGUAAUCAAAUUGGAUCCAAGUUUUGGGAGGUUAUCUGCGAUGAACACGGCAUUGAUCCUACCGGUAAGUACGUAAGCGAAGGCGGAAACGAUACUCAAUUGGAAAGGAUUAAUGUUUAUUACAAUGAAGCUUCUGGUGGACGCUAUGUUCCUAGAGCAGUUCUUAUGGAUCUCGAGCCUGGUACUAUGGAAAGCAUCAGAUCUGGUCCGUUCGGGAAGAUCUUUCGUCCCGAUAAUUUCGUUUUUGGUCAAUCUGGUGCCGGUAAUAAUUGGGCCAAAGGUCAUUACACUGAAGGUGCUGAGUUGAUUGAUUCUGUUCUUGAUGUUGUUCGUAAAGAAGCUGAAAAUUGUGAUUGCUUGCAAGGUUUUCAAGUUUGCCACUCGCUUGGAGGAGGCACAGGUUCUGGCAUGGGAACACUGUUAAUAUCAAAGAUUAGGGAGGAAUACCCAGACAGAAUGAUGCUCACUUUCUCUGUUUUUCCAUCUCCAAAGGUGUCUGACACAGUUGUUGAGCCAUACAAUGCUACCUUAUCUGUACACCAACUGGUAGAAAACGCAGAUGAAUGCAUGGUUCUUGACAAUGAAGCACUUUAUGACAUUUGCUUCAGGACAUUAAAACUCAGCACCCCUAGCUUUGGGGAUCUGAACCAUCUAAUUUCUGCAACCAUGAGUGGGGUUACAUGUUGUCUGAGGUUUCCCGGACAGCUGAACUCUGAUCUCAGGAAGCUGGCUGUCAAUCUGAUUCCAUUCCCACGUCUUCACUUCUUUAUGGUGGGUUUUGCACCUCUCACUUCUCGUGGCUCUCAACAAUAUGUAUCCCUUACCGUCCCGGAACUGACUCAGCAAAUGUGGGAUGCGAAAAAUAUGAUGUGUGCUGCUGAUCCCCGACAUGGCCGAUACUUGACUGCAUCUGCUAUGUUCAGAGGAAAGAUGAGCACCAAAGAGGUAGAUGAGCAAAUAAUCAAUGUGCAGAACAAGAAUUCAUCGUACUUUGUUGAAUGGAUUCCCAACAAUGUGAAGUCUAGUGUCUGUGAUAUUCCACCCAAGAAUUUGAAGAUGUCCUCCACUUUUAUUGGGAAUUCAACUUCAAUUCAAGAGAUGUUUAGGAGGGUGAGUGAACAAUUCACUGCUAUGUUUCGGCGCAAAGCCUUUUUGCAUUGGUACACUGGGGAGGGAAUGGACGAGAUGGAGUUCACAGAGGCUGAGAGUAACAUGAAUGAUUUGGUAGCAGAGUACCAACAAUACCAGGAUGCAAUUGCCGAUGAGGAAGAGUUUGAAGAAGAAGAAGGUGAGGAACACCAGUAUGCGGAGCAUUAG